Hyposmocoma kahamanoa is the source of this 1050-nucleotide messenger RNA. Its product is annotated as craniofacial development protein 2-like. The coding region runs from base 1 to 1050 and encodes 349 amino acids. The record is from RefSeq and is a predicted model, not a curated record. The transcript has 2 exons. Lineage: Eukaryota; Metazoa; Arthropoda; Insecta; Lepidoptera; Cosmopterigidae.
AUGAGGUUCUGGCGACCUGCCAAUACGCAUUGGACCAGAGUGGCGGGGAAAUGGUCUAAAACCCCCCAAUGUAUGUGUAGCACAGAAAAGUAUCCUCAAGUGCUCGGCGGUGAAAGUAGCAACCGAGGCGCUGAUGGACGUCGUGUAAGCUCUGGCUCCAAGAGUUCUAAUCUCCGGAGAGGAGGAGGACUGAAAUCCGGCAACUUGUUCUACUUCAGAAAAGUUGACCAGCAGUCCCAGGGUGGUAUCGAGUUUAUUGUCCACAAAUCCCGUAUUGGCAACAUUACAUCCAUCGGGAGUGUGUCGAGCAGGGUUGCGUAUAAGGUACGCAAAUCCAAGCUCAGAGUAUCCAAGCGCUACUCUCUGAAGGUCACACAGGUCUACGCAUUGACCUCGGUACACCCAGAUGAGGAGGUUAUGUAUAAGGACGUAAGUCAAGCCAUACAUCCCUCCCAAACACACUUCAAUGUUGUCAUGGAGGACUUCAAAGCCAAAUUAGCUGUCGAAUGGUUUAUGAGCCGAGAGUGGGGAAAUUUGGUUUUAGGAAAGCGAAAUUGCAAGGGCCAAAGGCAGGCCGACUUCAUGGAAAAGGAGGGACUCUUUCUGAUGAACUCCUUCUUCCAAAAACCGCCUCAAAGGAAAUGGAUCUGGUUAAGUCCCGAUGGUGUCACAUGGAAUGAGCUAGACUUCAUAUUGACCGACAAGAGGCAAAUACUCAACAAUGUUUCGGUGAUCAAUAGGGUGAAAACUGGAAGCGAUCACAGGAUGGUAAGAGGCUUGUUAAAUAUCGAUGUCAAACGUGUGAGGUUACUACUGAUGAAGUCUACUCUGCGACCCAGCGGUGCCCAUAUAAAUGACUCCGAAAAUCGGUUUGAACUUCAAAAUCAUUUCGACUGCCUACAAGACUGCGUCUCUGUGGACGAGAUUAGCAACAGGUUGGUGGAGACUGUCCACACGGUUGGGUCAAAAUUCUUUAGGACCUGCCGCAAGGACUGGCUGCAGAAACUCUUCGAUCAUACUCUCAAGCUAAUGCAAAUCGACGCGAUAUGA